GCCGCCGCCGCCGCCGCCGCCGCCGCAGCCGCCGCCCCGGGUUUGGGCCCCGACCAUGAAGAUCCCGCUGCUGGUCUCCACGGGAAUCCUGCUGGUCGCCCUCCUGCCCUGCCAGGAGUGCAGAGCUCUCAGCAAGAGCCCGGUAGCUGCCCACGGGGCUCUGCACCAGCCAGACUUCCUCCAGCAGCAGCAGCAGCAGCAAACUCUGCCCGUCCUGCUCCGCAUGGGAGAAGAGUAUUUCCUGCGUCUGGGCAACCUCAACAAGAGACCCGUUGGCUCUUUCUCCGCCUCCUCCAGCAGCACCAGACACCUACAGCCCGAAGCCCCCGCCAGCAACUUUUUCCGGGCGGCGGUGCACCAGCUGCAGCGGCUGCCCGAGCGCUCGCUGGAGAGCCCCGAGGAGGGCGAAGCCGAAGGUGAGGCAGUGGAGAGGGAGAAGCGAUCCGAGGAGCCCCCAAUUUCUCUGGAUCUGACUUUCCACCUCCUGAGAGAAGUCUUGGAGAUGGCCCGAGCCGAGCAGUUAGCGCAGCAAGCCCACAGCAACAGGAAACUGAUGGAGAUAAUCGGGAAGUGAAGCGGCCCCUCCCCGCCUUGCCAAAGAGAUUCCGCAGUUAGCACAAGAAUAAUUACAACGUCCGAUGUACCAUAGUGCUGCUCUGAUGCCAUCUCUUUAUUUUUAUAUAGCUUUAAACCUAGAAGGGUGUACGCCGAACAGCCUCAGUCCCUUGACUAGCAUGCACAACAGUGUACCAAGUGCAGAAACACGAGUGUCGUUCGUAACCUCCCCUACCUUUAUUUAUUUCUCCAUUU
Colius striatus (speckled mousebird) is the source of this 810-nucleotide messenger RNA. RefSeq names its product corticotropin releasing hormone (gene CRH). Gene Ontology annotation, cellular component: extracellular region. Gene Ontology annotation, biological process: negative regulation of glucagon secretion; positive regulation of cortisol secretion; negative regulation of epinephrine secretion. Lineage: Eukaryota; Metazoa; Chordata; Aves; Coliiformes; Coliidae. The transcript has 2 exons. Gene Ontology annotation, molecular function: corticotropin-releasing hormone activity. The record is from RefSeq and is a predicted model, not a curated record. Bases 56 to 574 code for a protein of 172 amino acids.